Molecule: messenger RNA, 3643 nt
Organism: Euleptes europaea (tarantolino)
Lineage: Eukaryota; Metazoa; Chordata; Lepidosauria; Squamata; Sphaerodactylidae
Exons: 7
Coding region: 1-3510 (1169 amino acids)
Biological process (GO): regulation of transcription by RNA polymerase II
Molecular function (GO): DNA-binding transcription factor activity; RNA polymerase II cis-regulatory region sequence-specific DNA binding
Source: RefSeq, a predicted model, not a curated record
AUGGUGGGCGAGGCAUCUACAUCCUCACCCACAGAUGAUACCCGGUCAUUCUCUGACCAGAUGCUGAGAAUGGCUAAUGCGCUGGAAAUCACCAUUCGCCCUUCCAUCCCCAAACCGAAAGAGAAGAUCCUCUCGGCAUUGUACUCGGAAUCGCCUACAACGAUUGCUUUCCCGAUACUCUCGGACUUCAUGGAUAUGGCGAAAAAGGUUUGGGAAAAGCCAUCCUCCAUUCCCUGCACAGCCCGCAAGGUGGAGAACCUAUACAGAGUUCAACCUGAGAACUGUGAAUUUUUAUUUUCUCACCCUGCACCUUCCUCGCUGAUUACAGCGGAGGUGCAGUCCAAACACCGUCAGGGAGGGCAAUCAUCACCUGUCGACAAAGAUAGUCGUAAGAUUGAUGCUCUCAGCAGAAAGGCUUACUCUGCCGAUGCCUUAAUUUUUCGGAUCAGCAACUACCAAGCGGUGAUGGCUGCGUACCAACUUUUUCUGUGGAACAGAAUGUGUACCUUCAUUGAUCACUUACCUGAAGAGGAGAGAUCUUUGGCGAGGAUAGUAGCGUCUGAGGGGUCCAAACUUGCCAAACACCAGAUGAAUGCUGGGAGACACACGGCAGAUUGCUCGGCAAGGAGUAUGGCAGCAUCUAUUUCCCUUCGACGUUUCUCUUGGCUACGCUCCACUAAUUUAGCUCCUGAAACGAGGAAUAGAAUUGAGGACUUACCAUUUGAUGGUUUGACUCUCUUCUCCACGGCCACUGAUGAGACCUUGGAAAAUCUCAAGAAGCAAAAACAAACGGCAAGGUACAUGGGUGUAACUGCUCCUCCCUCGGUGCCUUAUUACAGACAACGCUUCCCCUAUAAGGAGAGCUUCCGCCGCAACCGUUUCCAGAGGCAAACUCCCUCGGGGUCGUACGACACUCCUGGGCAAGAUGGCCUCUACGACAGCAAUGAUUUGCUUCGCAACGAAAGUGUGCUUAUACAGACAGACAACACAACUGCGAUGCACUACUUGAACAGGCAGGGAGGCACGGUCUCCGUGUCGCUCUGUCGGGAAGCAGCCAGAAUAUGGAAGUGGGCUAUAGUCAACAAGGUGUCUCUUCGGGCUAUUCAUAUAGCGGGCGUCUGCAACUCGCUGGCCGACACACUGAGCAGAGUAUUCGCACCACGAUACGAGUGGUCCCUCAAUUGGACAUGGAUUGUCCAGACGAUUAAAGGUUGUUACCGUCAGGCCGGAGUCCGUUGUCCUGGUUCCCUUCGGGCCCACUCUACCAGAGCGCAUUCAACUUCGACGGCGCUUCGAGGAGGUGUUCCCUUGUCUGACAUCUGUAAAGCUGCGACGUGGUCGUCACCGGACACGUUCAUCCAUCAUUACGCGGUGGAUGCUGAAUCUAGAAGAGAUGCAGAUGAGUUACAGCUAGAACCCAAAAUGGAGGACCAGGAGCCUGCUGGACCUGAAUCGCAGGAAAAUUCGGAGGCAGGACCGAGGGACCUCCGUGUCAUCCAAAUCGGAGCAACCGGGGAGUUGCUGGAAGGGGCGCCUCCGCCUCAGUUUAAACGGGAGCCGGAAGACCAGUGCUGGGAAAGUCAGCUGCAGGAUUUCCUGAAGACGAUGCAACCCCAUCGACCGGGAUGGAGGAACCCAACGCAUUCCCCUCAGUACUCACCAGAAGAAGACACAAAAUAUUUCCAGGCCACGUUCAAGAGAUCAGCAGAUGGCAGCCCGUGGCCCCGAGCCGAGUGCAUGGGCCGAGUGCUGCCAGGCCUCAGCAAAGGGGAUGGUGAGGCCUACGAAAGCGGCCGGGAGCCAUCCGUGAAAGUGAAGGAAGAGGUUCUGGACGACGACCCGGGCAGCUCGGAGCUACGCCGCCAGCGCUUCAGACUUUUCUGUUACGAGGAAGCCGAGGGCCCCCGAGAGGUUUGCAACAAGCUCUGGGAACUUUGCCACCAGUGGCUGAGGCCGGAGACGUACACCAAGGAGCAGAUCCUGGAGUUUCUGAUCCUGGAGCAGUUCCUGACUGUCCUGCCCCAGGAAAUGCAGAGCUGGGUCAGGGGCCACGACCCCGAGACCUGCACUCGGGCCGUCGCCCUGGCAGAGAGUUUCUUGCAAGAAUCGGAGGAACCGGAACAAAAGGUUGCAGGAGGCUUGGAGAAAGCAUUUAGUUCCCCCAAGUCGGAUCCUUCCUCACCAGAGGUCCUGAAAAUGCAGCUGCCCAUGGAUGAGAAACAAGAGGCUGACUGGGAAGCCACUUUGUCUGGCAAUGAGCAAACGCCAGAUGAUGAAGAGGAGACUUUUGAGGGGGACCGACCUGAGCAAGUGGGUGUUGGGGGAGGCUCGCUGGAAAGGCCCAAAGGGAAAUGUUUCCAGGGUCCAGAGGCAGAAGAGAGAGUCGGAAGUCAUCAGGGACCAGAAAAUCCCCAGGAAAACUCUCCUGGGAAGGCACCGAAACUUUGUGAGGAACCCGAUAGGGGUUUACCAGAAAGCACCCUCCAGGAGGGAAUCCGCAAGUGUCCCAAUUCAGGGGAAAGCCCCUGUCAGCGUUUCGGCUCCAGGGAAACUCAUGUAAGUGAUAAACCCCACAAAUGCUCCUUUUGUGAAGCAAGCUUCUAUGAGAGAACCCACUUGGUCAUUCAUGAGCGAAUCCACACCGGAGAGAAACCAUAUAAAUGCUCUGUGUGCGAGACAUGGUUUUCUCACCCCUCGGAGCUGCUGAGGCAUGAGGAGACCCACAUGCCCGAGAAGCCCCACAAAUGCGGCGUCUGCGGCAAAAGCUUCAACCAGAAAGCCUCUCUGAUCACCCACGAGCGAACCCACACAGGGGAAAAACCAUACGAGUGCUCCGAGUGUGGGAAGAGCUUCAGCACAAGCUCCCAGCUCAUAACACAUAAGCGAGUCCACACGGGCGAGAAGCCGUACAGUUGCUCCUACUGCGGCAAAAACUUCAACCAGAAAGCAUCCCUAAUCACCCACAAGAGAACCCACACGGGGGAGAAGCCGUACGAAUGUACACUGUGUGGGAAAAGCUUCAGCGCUUGCUCUCAGAUCAUAAACCACAUCAGGGUCCACACGGGAGAGAAGCCAUACGAGUGCUUAGAGUGCGGGAAGCGUUUCGGGAGCAGCUCCCACCUGACCGACCACAAAAGAACACAUACAGGGGAAAAGCCGUACAAGUGUCCCGACUGCGGGAAGAACUUCAGCCGAAGUUCCAACCUGACAGCGCACAGCAGGAUCCACACAGGAGAAAAGCCAUAUAUAUGCUCAGGUUGUGGCAAAAGCUUCAGGCAGAAGGCGUCCCUCAUUACCCACAAAAGAACCCACACAGGAGAGAAACCCUUUGAGUGCUCCGAGUGUGGGAAAAGCUUCAUUUCGAGCUCUCGCCUCGUAAGCCAUAAAAGGGUGCACACAGGAGAGAAACCGUAUGAGUGCUUAGAGUGUGGGAAAUGUUUCAUUUCCAGCUCCCACCUUCUAAGCCAUAAGAGAGUGCACACGGGAGAGGAGCCGUAUAAAUGCUCGUAAAUGCGGGAGAUCCUUCUGAUAAUUGCGCUGCCCUUCAGAUAACGGGCCGGUUCACACAUAACUCCGGCCAGGAAUCCUGUAUACCAGGGAUGACUAACUUCUAGAAUCCUGGGGGCUGCUCAUUUCUCCAGAC